Messenger RNA from Drechmeria coniospora, 1638 nucleotides. RefSeq names its product hexose transporter-like protein. The record is from RefSeq and is a predicted model, not a curated record. The transcript has 4 exons. Gene Ontology annotation, molecular function: carbohydrate:proton symporter activity. Bases 1 to 1638 code for a protein of 545 amino acids. Gene Ontology annotation, cellular component: plasma membrane. Gene Ontology annotation, biological process: carbohydrate transport; transmembrane transport. NCBI's taxonomy places the organism in Eukaryota, Fungi, Ascomycota, Sordariomycetes, Hypocreales, Ophiocordycipitaceae.
AUGGGGGUGUUUAAGAAACGCCAGAAAUCCUCGCCUCCGGCCGACCAGGUUUCGGAGGACAGCAGAGAUGGCUACAAGCCGGGAGCUGCGCUCGAGGAAAAGAUCACUUUGCUGGCCUGUGUGCUUGGUGCAGUCGCCAGUCUUGGCGGAUUCAUGUUCGGAUAUGUCAGCGGCCAAAUCUCUGGCUUCUUCCUCAUGAACGACUACGCCAGCCGGUUCGGUGAACUUCAAGCCGAUGGCAGGUACACCUUCAGUGCCGCACGCCAAGGCACCAUCGUCGGCAUGAUGAGCAUCGGCGCUCUCUUCGGUGCCCUCAUUGCCGGAAAGAUGGCCGAUCUGAUUGGCCGUCGCCUCUCGAUAUCGGCCUCAGCCUUCUUCACCUGCGUCGGCACCGCCAUCGAGAUAUCCUCGUCGACGCAUUGGAUCCAAUUUGCCCUCGGCCGUCUCGUGACCGGCCUGAGCAUCGGUUCUUUGUCGGUUGUCGUGCCCAUGUAUCAGUCCGAGAGCACGCCGGCCGUGAUCCGCGGCGUCGUCGUCUCGUCGUACCAGCUCCUCAUCACCCUCGGCAUCUGGACGGCCGAGAUGGUCAACUGGGGAACCCAGAUGAAGGACUCCAGCGCCGCCUGGAGAAUCCCCAACGGCCUGACUUUUGCCUGGGCCUUGGCUCUGGGAAGCGGCAUCCUGUUGCUUCCGGAGAGCCCGCGGUAUGCCUACAGCCGCGGCAAGAUCGAGGAGGCUCGACAAACCAUUGCUGCCUUGUCCGGCCUCGCUCCUGAUUCGGACGGCGUCAACCACCAGAUCGCCGACAUCCAGAACAAGAUGGAUGAGGAGAGCGAGAGCACGGCCGACUUCCGUUGGAUCGAAAUCUUCACCGGCCCGCGCAUGUUGCACCGCACCAUCUUGGGCAUCACCCUGCAGGCCGGCCAGCAGCUGACGGGCGCCAACUUCUUCUUUUACUUUGGCACAACCGUGUUUGCGGCUACGGGGAUCAGCGAUAGCUAUGUGACCCAGAUCAUCCUCGGAUCCGUCAACGUCUUCUGCACCAUUAUCGGCUUGUGGAUCAUCAAGCGUUUCGGACGUCGCGUCACCCUCAUGGCUGGUGCCGCGUGGAUGAUGGUCUGUUUCCUAGUCUACGCCUUUGUCGGCCAAUUCGCCCUGGACCACAAUGAUCCCCUCCUCACGCCCAAGGCAGGAUCGGCACUUGUUGCCUUUUCUUGCCUCGCCAUUGCCGCCUUUGCCGUCAGCUGGGGACCGCUUGUGUGGACGGUCAACUCGGAGCUGUAUCCUAUUCGAUACAGAAGCGCCUGCAUGGGCCUUGCGACGGCCUCGAACUGGUUCUGGAAUUUCAUGAUCUCCUUCUUUACGCGCUUCAUCACCGACAAGAUCGACUACCUGUACGGCCUCAUCUUUGCCGGUUGCUGCGCCGCUCUCGUCGUCAUCGUUUUCUUUUUCGUCAUCGAGUCAAAGGACCGCACCCUCGAGGAGAUUGAUACCAUGUACGUUCGUCGUGUCAAUGCCAUCAAGUCUAGCGACUGGGACACGAGCGUCUUUCAGCAGGAAGUACGAACCGGCGCAGGAAGCGACGACGAGGAGCAAAAAGGUGCGUCGUGUGACGGAGCAAGUUCCGAGUCCCGUUAA